Messenger RNA from Ochotona curzoniae (black-lipped pika), 4123 nucleotides. RefSeq names its product par-3 family cell polarity regulator (gene PARD3). The record is from RefSeq and is a predicted model, not a curated record. NCBI's taxonomy places the organism in Eukaryota, Metazoa, Chordata, Mammalia, Lagomorpha, Ochotonidae. Gene Ontology annotation, molecular function: protein binding; phosphatidylinositol binding. The transcript is spliced from 26 exons. Bases 8 to 4123 code for a protein of 1371 amino acids. Gene Ontology annotation, cellular component: cell cortex; apical junction complex; adherens junction. Gene Ontology annotation, biological process: establishment or maintenance of epithelial cell apical/basal polarity; microtubule cytoskeleton organization; cell adhesion.
AGGCGGCAUGAAAGUGACCGUGUGCUUCGGGCGGACCCGGGUGGUCGUACCGUGCGGGGACGGCCGCAUGAAAGUUUUCAACCUCGUGCAGCAAGCGGUGACCCGGUACCGCAAAGCCAUCGCCAAGGAUCCAAACUACUGGAUACAGGUGCACCGCUUGGAGCAUGGAGACGGGGGGAUCCUGGACCUGGACGACGUGCUCUGUGAUGUCGCGGACGACAAGGACAGGCUGGUGGCAGUGUUUGACGAGCAGGACCCCCACCACGGAGGCGAUGGCACCAGUGCCAGCUCCACGGGUACCCAGAGCCCAGAGCUAUUCGGGGGUGAGCUGGGCACCAACAGCGUGUCGGCUUUCCAGCCUUACCAAGCCCCAAGUGAAAUUGAGGUCACACCUUCUGUCCUUCGCACGAAUAUGCCUCUCCACGUGCGCCGGAGCAGUGACCCCGCCCUUGUGGGCCUCUCCACCUCAUUCAGCGACAACCACUUCUCCUCUGAGGAACCCUCCAGGAAAAAUCCCACCCGCUGGUCCACCACAGCUGGCUUCCUCAAGCAGAGCCCAUCCAGUGGCCCCAACACCUGCGACAGGAAGAAAGAUGAAAACUACAGAAGCCUGCCCAGGGACACCAGUAGCUGGUCUCAUCAGUUCCAGAGGGACAAUGCACGGUCAUCCUUGAGCGCCAGCCACCCCAUGGUAGAUAAGUGGUUGGAGAAGCAGGAGCAGGAGGAGGACGGGACGGAAGAGGACAGCAGCCGAGUUGAGCCCCUGGGACAUGCAGACACGGGCUCGGAGAACGUUCCCAGCUUUUCCCUGGAUGACGUGGUAAAGCUGGUACAAGUCUCCAACGACGGAGGGCCCCUGGGGAUCCAUGUAGUGCCUUUCAGUGCUCGAGGCGGCAGAACGCUGGGCCUCCUGGUGAAGCGUCUGGAGAAAGGAGGGAAGGCUGAGCACGAAGGCCUCUUCCAGGAGAACGACUGCAUCGUCAGGAUCAAUGACGGCGACCUUCGCAACAGAAGAUUUGAGCAAGCACAGCACGUGUUCCGCCAAGCCAUGCGCACGCCCCUCAUCUGGUUCCAUGUGGUGCCCGCCGCCAUGAAGGAGCAGUACGAGCUGCUCUCCCAGAACGAGAGUCGCCAGGCCUGCCCCAGCCGCUUCAGCCCGGACAGCCCCCCAUGUGGGGACAGCAGGGUUGCAAGUGGCCUGGGGCUCCCUGGACCUCCCCGGGUCCCUAGAAUUCCCCAAGCACAGGAUCACCCGGAUGCUCACACGCGACUACCUCACAUGGCGCCACAGCAGCCUGCAGCCCGGCCACCCGGCGCCCCUACACCAGCCCUGCAUGGGGUUGGCACCUUCAGCUCCACCAUGGGCAGCACCUACAGCACCAAGAAGAUAGGCAAGAGGCUCAACAUCCAGCUCAAGAAAGGUUCAGAGGGACUGGGGUUCAGCAUCACUUCCCGCGACGUGACCAUAGGCGGCUCCGCUCCCAUCUACGUGAAGAACAUCCUCCCCAGGGGCGCGGCCAUCCAGGACGGCCGGCUUAAGGCCGGAGACCGGCUGAUAGAGGUGAAUGGAGUGGACAUAGCCGGCAAGUCCCAGGAAGAGGUGGUGUCCCUGCUGAGAAGCACCAAGAUGGAAGGCACCGUGAGCCUGCUGGUCUUCCGCCAGGAGGACGCCUUCCACCCGAGGGAGCUGAACGCAGAGCCAAGCCAAAUGCAGAUUCCCAAAGAAACGAAAGCUGAAGAUGAAGAUGUUGUGCUCACCCCCGAUGGCACCAGGGAGUUCCUGACCUUUGAGGUCCCACUCAAUGAUUCGGGGUCAGCGGGCCUGGGUGUCAGCGUCAAGGGGAACCGCUCCAAGGAGAACCACGCGGAUCUGGGCAUCUUCGUCAAAUCCAUCAUCAACGGAGGGGCAGCCUCGAAAGACGGGCGGCUGCGGGUGAAUGACCAGCUGAUUGCCGUGAACGGGGAGUCCCUAUUGGGCAGGACAAACCAGGAUGCCAUGGACGCACUCAGGAGGUCCAUGUCCACCGAGGGCAACAAGCGGGGCAUGAUCCAGCUCAUCGUGGCCAGACGUGUCAGCAAGUGUGGCGAGCUCAAGUCACCCGGAAGCCCUGCUGGACCAGAAUUGCCCAUUGAAACGGCGCUGGAUGACAGCGAACGACGAAUUUCCCACUCGCUGUACAGUGGCAUUGAGGACCUGGACGAAUCGCCCACGAGGAACCCGGCUCUUCCUCGGAUCAUGGGUGAGUCAGGUAAAUACCAGCUCUCCCCAACCGUGAACAUGCCCCACGAUGACAGCGUCCUCAUUGAAGAUGACAGGCUCCCCGUGCUCCCACCACGCCUCUCCGACCAGUCCUCGUCCAGCUCCCACGACGAUGUGGGCUUCACCACCGCAGAAGUGGCCCCUUGGGCCCAAGCCAACAUCAGCGAUUCGGCCGACUGCUCUCUGAGUCCAGAUGUUGAUCCAGUGCUGGCUUUUCAACGAGAAGGAUUUGGACGCCAGAGUAUGUCUGAAAAACGCACAAAGCAAUUUUCAGAUGCCAGUCAAUUGGAUUUCGUUAAAACACGAAAAUCAAAAAGCAUGGAUUUAGGUAUAGCUGACGAGACUAAACUCAAUACAGUGGAUGACCAGCCAUCAGGUUCCCCCAGUCGAGACGUGGGGCCCUCCCUGGGCCUGAAGAAGUCCAGUUCCCUGGAGAGCCUGCAGACGGCCGUGGCCGAAGUCACCCUUAACGGGGACAUCCCUUUCCACCGCCCCCGGCCCCGCAUCAUCCGAGGGAGGGGCUGCAACGAGAGCUUCCGCGCAGCCAUCGACAAGUCCUACGACAAACCCUCGGUGGAUGACGACGAUGAAGGCAUGGAGACCUUGGAAGAAGACACAGAAGAAAGCUCUCGGUCCGGGAGAGAGUCCGUGUCUACUGCCAGCGACCAGCCCUCCCACUCCCUGGAGAGACAGACCAACGGCAACCAGGAGCGAGGUGACAAAGGUGAAAGGAAGAGAGAUAAAACUGGCAAAGAGAAGAAGAAAGACAGAGACAAGGAGAAGGACAAAAUGAAAGCCAAGAAGGGCAUGCUGAAGGGCCUGGGAGAUAUGUUCAGGUUUGGCAAACAUCGAAAAGAUGACAAGAUUGAGAAAACGGGUAGAGUAAAAAUGCAGGACUCGUUUACGUCAGAAGAGGAGAGGACACGGAUGAAGCAGGAACGGGAGAGGAUCCAAGCCAAAACCCGAGAAUUUAGGGAGCGACAGGCUCGGGAGCGCGACUAUGCUGAGAUCCAAGACUUUCACCGGACGUUUGGCUGUGGUGACGAGGCGAUGUACGGGGGACUUUGUCCGUACGAGGGCCCCCUGGCCCUCACCGCCAGGCCCCAAAGCCCGAGAGAAGGACACCUCAUGGACGCUCUGUAUGCCCAAGUGAAGAAACCGCGGAACCCCAAGCCUUCACCUGUGGACAGCAACCGAUCCACCCCCAGCAACCAUGACCGGAUACAGCGGCUGCGGCAGGAGUUCCAGCAGGCGAAGCAGGAGGGAGACGUGGAAGACCGGCGGCGUACCUACAGCUUCGAGCAGCCCUGGCCUAGCUCCCGGCCAGCGGCGCAGAGCGGCAGGCACUCGGUGUCUGUGGAGGUGCAGGUGCAGCGGCAGCGGCAGGAGGAGCGUGACAGCUUCCAGCAGGCCCAGCGCCAGUACAGCUCGCUGCCACGGCAGAGCAGGAAAAACACAAGCUGCGUCUCGCAGGACACGUGGGAGCAGAGCUGCCCGCCGGGUGACGGCUUCCAGCACGCCAAGGACAGCCCACGCUACUCCAGCUACCAGGGCUCCCGCAACGGCUACCUGGGCGGCCACGGCUUCAACGCCAGGGUCAUGCUGGAGACGCAGGAGCUGCUGCGGCAGGAGCAGAGGCGGAAGGAGCAGCAAAUGAAGAAGCCACCCGCCCCCGAGGGCCCCGGUGGUGGUGGUGGUGGUGGUGGUGGCACCAGUGGCUACGAAGCCUACAAGAAGGGUCAGGACGCCAGCUAUGGCCCCGCCAAGGGGCCCUUCCGGCAGGACGUGCCACCAUCCCCAUCCCAAGUGGCCCGGCUAAGCAGACUGCAGACGCCAGAGAAAGGGAGGCCCUUCUACUCCUGA